AACUGCCCCUUCAUGGCGAGCUCGUAUGCGUCUCUGAACUUCGACGGCCCGUUGCGCGUCGAUGCCAACCACGCCACGAACCCGCAGUACGCGCCCAACAGCUUUGUGGACAAGUGCCGUCCGGACGCCGCCGAGGCUCCCUAAAAGGUUGGCGACAACACCUGUCGCGCAGGUCGCAUUUAUUUCACGAAGGCCCCCCUCACCGAGUACGACCAGCCCAGAGACCUGUGCGAGAACGUCAUGAGCGACAGGGAGCGCGAGCAUCUGCACUCCAACACGGCUGUCAUGUUGUCCCACGUCAGUGAGCCAAUCAUCCAGAUCAAGUAUUUGGUGCAGCUGUACAAGAUCAAGCCAACCUACGCGCAGGCCGCGUACGAGGGGGCUCACGGAGAAGAAGUUCGAGUCCGCCGAAGUCGAGAAAACGGCCGACGGCAUCGAAAAGGCAGGACACUACGACAAAGUUCAGGCCCACUCAGGUCUCGGAGAGGUUGGUGGGGUUGCCUGCGACGGGCGUGUAUAACGCC
Messenger RNA from Cladophialophora psammophila CBS 110553, 524 nucleotides. RefSeq lists its product as uncharacterized. Lineage: Eukaryota; Fungi; Ascomycota; Eurotiomycetes; Chaetothyriales; Herpotrichiellaceae. The transcript has a single exon. The record is from RefSeq and is a predicted model, not a curated record. The coding region runs from base 62 to 244 and encodes 60 amino acids.